Hippopotamus amphibius kiboko is the source of this 2607-nucleotide messenger RNA. It is a transcript of the gene TRIM71, whose product is annotated as tripartite motif containing 71. The coding region runs from base 1 to 2607 and encodes 868 amino acids. The transcript is spliced from 4 exons. Gene Ontology annotation, molecular function: zinc ion binding; ubiquitin protein ligase activity; protein binding. Gene Ontology annotation, biological process: protein polyubiquitination; proteasome-mediated ubiquitin-dependent protein catabolic process. Lineage: Eukaryota; Metazoa; Chordata; Mammalia; Artiodactyla; Hippopotamidae. The record is from RefSeq and is a predicted model, not a curated record.
AUGGCUUCGUUCCCCGAGACCGACUUCCAGAUCUGCCUGCUGUGCAAGGAAAUGUGCGGCUCGCCGGCGCCGCUCUCCUCCAACUCGUCGUCGUCGUCGUCCUCGUCCUCGCAGACGUCCACGUCGUCGGGGGGUGGCGGCGGGGGCCCCGGGGCCGCGGCGCGCCGCCUGCACGUCCUGCCCUGCCUGCACGCCUUCUGCCGCCCGUGCCUCGAGGCGCACCGGCUGCCGGCGGCGGGCGGUGGCGCGCCGGGAGAGCCGCUCAAGCUGCGCUGCCCCGUGUGCGACCAGAAGGUCGUGCUGGCCGAGGCGGCGGGCAUGGACGCGCUGCCCUCGUCCGCCUUCCUGCUCAGCAACCUGCUCGACGCCGUGGUGGCCACGGCCGAAGAGCCGCCGCCCAAGAACGGGCGGGCCGGCGCCGCGGCGGGCGCGGGCGGCCACAGCAACCACCGGCACCACGCGCACCACGCGCACCCGCGCGCGGCAGCCUCGGCGCCGCCGCCGCUGCCGCCCGCGCCGCCGCCGCCCGCGCCGCCCCGCUCGGCUCCCGGCGGCCCAGCGGCCUCCCCGUCGGCGCUGCUGCUGCGCCGGCCCCACGGCUGCAGCUCCUGCGACGAGGGCAACGCGGCCUCGUCGCGCUGCCUCGAUUGCCAGGAGCACCUGUGCGACAACUGCGUCCGCGCGCACCAGCGCGUGCGCCUCACCAAGGACCAUUACAUCGAGCGCGGCCCGCCGGGCCCCGCGGCCGCGGCGCAGCAGCUCGGGCUCGGGCCGCCGUUUCCCGGCGCGCCCUUCUCUAUCCUCUCGGUCUUCCCCGAACGCCUCGGCUUCUGCCAGCACCACGACGACGAGGUGCUGCACCUAUACUGUGACACGUGUUCGGUGCCCAUUUGCCGCGAGUGUACGGUGGGCCGGCACGGCGGCCACAACUUCAUCUACCUCCAGGAGGCGCUGCAGGACUCUCGCGCACUCACCAUCCAGCUGCUGGCUGAUGCCCAGCAGGGCCGCCAGGCCAUCCAGCUGAGCAUCGAGCAGGCCCAGACGGUGGCAGAGCAGGUGGAGAUGAAGGCAAAGGUGGUGCAAUCGGAGGUCAAAGCUGUGACCGCGAGACACAAGAAGGCCCUGGAAGAGCGGGAGUGUGAGCUGCUGUGGAAGGUAGAGAAGAUCCGCCAGGUGAAAGCCAAGUCCCUGUACCUGCAGGUGGAGAAGCUGCGGCAAAACCUCACCAAGCUGGAGAGCACCAUCAGCGCUGUGCAGCAGGUCCUGGAGGAGGGGCGCGCGCUGGAUGUCCUGCUGGCCCGAGACCGCAUGCUGGCGCAGGUGCAGGAGCUCAAGACGGUGCGCAGCCUCCUGCAGCCUCAGGAGGACGACCGGCUCAUGUUCACGCCCCCCGACCAGGCCCUGUACCUCGCCCUCAAGUCCUUCGGCUUCGUCAGCAGCGGGGCCUUCGCGCCACUCACCAAGGCCACGGGAGACGGCCUCAAGAGGGCCCUCCAGGGCAAGGUGGCCUCCUUCACGGUCAUAGGCUACGACCACGACGGGGAGCCCCGCCUCUCGGGAGGCGACCUCAUGUCGGCCGUGGUCCUGGGCCCCGACGGCAACCUGUUUGGCGCGGAGGUGAGCGACCAGCAGAACGGGACGUACGUGGUGAGCUACCGGCCGCAGCUGGAGGGCGAGCACCUGGUGUCGGUCACCCUGUGCAACCAGCACAUCGAGAACAGCCCUUUCAAGGUGGUGGUCAAGUCCGGCCGCAGCUACGUGGGCAUCGGGCUCCCGGGCCUGAGCUUCGGCAGCGAGGGCGACGGCGACGGCAAGCUGUGCCGGCCCUGGGGCGUGAGCGUGGACAAGGAGGGCUACAUCGUGGUCGCCGACCGCAGCAACAACCGCAUCCAGGUGUUCAAGCCCUGCGGCGCCUUCCACCACAAGUUCGGCACGCUGGGCUCCCGGCCCGGGCAGUUCGACCGGCCGGCCGGCGUGGCCUGCGACGCCUCCCGCAGGAUCGUGGUGGCCGACAAGGACAAUCAUCGCAUCCAGGUCUUCACCUUCGAGGGCCAGUUCCUCCUCAAGUUCGGCGAGAAAGGCACCAAAAACGGGCAGUUCAACUACCCCUGGGACGUGGCGGUGAAUUCCGAGGGCAAGAUCCUGGUCUCCGACACGCGGAACCACCGGAUCCAGCUGUUUGGGCCUGACGGGGUCUUCCUGAAUAAGUACGGCUUCGAGGGGGCUCUCUGGAAGCACUUUGACUCCCCGCGGGGGGUGGCCUUCAACCACGAGGGCCACCUGGUGGUCACCGACUUCAACAACCACCGGCUCCUGGUCAUUCAUCCAGACUGCCAGUCGGCCCGCUUCCUGGGCUCCGAGGGCACCGCCAACGGGCAGUUCCUGCGCCCGCAGGGCGUGGCCGUGGACCAGGAGGGGCGCAUCGUCGUGGCUGAUUCCAGGAACCACCGGGUGCAGAUGUUCGAGUCCAACGGCAGCUUCCUGUGCAAGUUUGGUGCCCAGGGCAGUGGCUUUGGGCAGAUGGACCGGCCCUCUGGUAUCGCCGUCACGCCGGACGGCAUGAUUGUCGUGGUGGACUUUGGCAACAAUCGAAUCCUCAUCUUCUAA